Anopheles bellator is the source of this 1620-nucleotide messenger RNA. It is a transcript of the gene SamDC, whose product is annotated as S-adenosylmethionine decarboxylase proenzyme. Gene Ontology annotation, molecular function: adenosylmethionine decarboxylase activity. The record is from RefSeq and is a predicted model, not a curated record. Gene Ontology annotation, biological process: spermidine biosynthetic process; spermine biosynthetic process. The coding region runs from base 397 to 1599 and encodes 400 amino acids. NCBI's taxonomy places the organism in Eukaryota, Metazoa, Arthropoda, Insecta, Diptera, Culicidae. The transcript is spliced from 7 exons. Gene Ontology annotation, cellular component: cytosol.
UCGAGGGCGUUCGGACGUAAAUCUGUGCUCUCUGUGCCCCUCUCUCGCGGCUGAUCGAUUUUUCGCAGCAGAGCAGCGGAAAGAACAGAAUCCUUCCCGAUUGAUUUAUCUGGUUUACCCCUUCGCCAUCAUUUCGUGGUGAAAAAGAAAUUUUGUUUCCCUGCCAAGCUUACCUGUUUUGUUGCUGCGAAUUUUGCGGUUCCGGCGUUCCGAGUCCUCGUGUUUUAAGCCAGUGCAGUGCCGGUCGAUUUGAGACACUUGCUGAAGUACUAUUUUCCGGCUAGAGUGCCGAAUCGUAGUGCACCUUGCGGGAGCUACUUCGCAAGAGACGGUGCUUUUUGUGUAAAAGUAGCCACAAAUUAGCAGUGAACUCUUACGGGACAAGUGUGCAGAAGAAUGGCGGAAUCGGAGGACAUGAGUAGUAGUAGCAAUAGUAGCAGUAAUGGCAGCAGGGAGGAUAUACAUUUUUUCGAAGGCGUCGAAAAGCUGCUGGAGAUCUGGUUCGAGCCGAACCCAGCGAACAAGGGUGCCGAUUUGCGGAAAAUUCCCAGACCGAUGUGGGAUGCGCUGCUGAAAACGGUGCGAUGUGAAAUCAUUAGCUUCACCAGAAACGACCAGAUCGAUGCUUAUGUGCUAAGCGAAAGCAGCAUGUUUGUCUCGAAGCGGCGUUGGAUUCUGAAGACAUGCGGAACUACGACGCCUCUACAGUGCUUCGAGCCGCUGCUUCGUCUCGCGUCCGAGAUCGGCGGUUACGCCGAGAUCGAGGAUCUGUUCUACUCGCGCAAGAACUACAAGCGCCCGGAGCUGCAGGUUUCGCCGCACCGCGGCUUUGAGGAGGAGGUUGCCUUCCUCGACUCGUACUUCGACGAUGGGCGCGCCUACAGUCUCGGGGCGAUCAACCGCGACUGCUGGCAUCUUUACACGCUGAGCCGCGGGGGAGGGGGCUCCAAUGUUAAGAAACGCAACGGCCACAUUCAUCAGCUGCACCAGCAGCAGCAGCAGCAGCAUCAUCAUCAUCAUCUUUCGGCUGAGCAGCAGCAGCAUGAGCUGCAGACGAUUGAGUCAGCCAUGAUGAUGCAGGAGCUGCCGGACCCAGACCAGACGAUCGAAAUCCUGAUGACCGAUCUCGAUCCGAAGGUGAUGGCCAUUUUCACCAAGAAUGAGUGCAGCACGGCCAACGAGGCUACGCAGAAAUCGGGAAUUCAUAGACUCAUUCCCGGCAUGGUCAUCGAUGAUUAUCUCUUCGAUCCGUGCGGCUAUUCCAUGAAUGGCAUUUCGAAGAAUUGUGGAAAAAAAUACAAAGAGGGAUGCUACAUGACCAUCCACAUCACUCCGGAGCCGGAAUUUUCGUACGUAAGCUUCGAGAGCAACCUUGCGUCGACGGCGUACGCCGAGCUUAUUUCGCGCGUCAUUCGCACUUUCCAGCCGGGAAAGUUCAUUGUGACUGUGUUUGCGAAUAAGACAUCACCGGCCGCUAACGCGAACCGCGAGAUUGAACAUCUGGGAACCAUCGACCAGUGGAAGCGUCGCGAUAUCCAAUAUUCGCGCUUUUCGGGCUACGACCUUACGUACGCCCAAUACUGCAAAUACCCUAGCUGAGACUUACCGUGCCCGGCUCCU